ACCCAUAUGCUGUGUGUCAGAGAGAGAAAGACAAAGGGAGAGAGAGGAUAAUGGACGAGGGUCACAUGAACGGAAUGACGGAUAUGUCACCGCCACCAAUCGCUGCCACAGGAGCAUCACCGAAGAUGGCAGGCGACAUGAUGCAUCAUCACCCGAUGAUGCACAUGGCCUUUUUCUGGGGCAAAAAUGGUGAUAUUUUGUUCCCGGGUUGGCCCGGAACUAAUUCGGGUAUGUACGCUUUCGUUCUCAUCUUCGUCUUCUUCCUCGCGUUUCUCGUCGAGUUCUUAUCUCACUCGAACUUCGCCCGGAAAGGGUCAGGUCCGUUGGCGGUGGGAUUGGUUCAGACCCUGGUUCAUACACUGCGAGCCGGAUUGGCUUAUAUGGUGAUGCUGGCGGUGAUGUCGUUCAACGGCGGUGUGUUUCUGAUGGCGGUGGCAGGUCACUCGCUUGGAUUUCUUGUGUUUGGGACCUGGAUUUUUAAGAAGCCGCAGCCGCCGCUCACCGGCGAUAAAAACUCCGAUAUAUCUCCGAUGAUCUGUGCUUAAAUUAUGCAAUUAUGGUUGUGUAGUUGUGUUUCAAAUCGAUUUCUGCAUACUAGAAUUACAUUGGGAUUAUAGUUUUUCA
Lactuca sativa (garden lettuce) is the source of this 624-nucleotide messenger RNA. RefSeq names its product copper transporter 1 (gene COPT1). Gene Ontology annotation, biological process: copper ion transmembrane transport. NCBI's taxonomy places the organism in Eukaryota, Viridiplantae, Streptophyta, Magnoliopsida, Asterales, Asteraceae. Gene Ontology annotation, cellular component: plasma membrane. The record is from RefSeq and is a predicted model, not a curated record. Gene Ontology annotation, molecular function: copper ion transmembrane transporter activity.